Molecule: messenger RNA, 933 nt
Organism: Dendronephthya gigantea
Lineage: Eukaryota; Metazoa; Cnidaria; Anthozoa; Malacalcyonacea; Nephtheidae
Product: tachykinin-like peptides receptor 99D
Exons: 1
Coding region: 1-933 (310 amino acids)
Biological process (GO): G protein-coupled receptor signaling pathway
Cellular component (GO): membrane
Molecular function (GO): G protein-coupled receptor activity
Source: RefSeq, a predicted model, not a curated record
AUGGCUUCUUUCAUUGAAAGUUGGAUAGCUCGUUUUUUAUUUUCAACGAUUUCUGCAGCAGCGCUCCUUUGGAAUUCUCUUGUAAUUUGGGUUAUAGUCAAGAACAGAAAGGUUUAUCUCAAAAGACCGUUCGAUAUUUUGAUCCUCAAUUUGGCGGUGGCUGAUGCUCUCUCCGCGGUCUUUCUCGUCUUCAGUCGAUUUCUUUAUUUGCCCACGAUGCCUCGAGAUUACACAGACGCUUACUUGUAUUGCACUCUCCUGUGGGGAGGAUACAUAUUAUUCGCGUUGGGAUAUAUUUCAGUCUACACUUGUCUUUUGCUAACCAUUGAACGGUGGAUGGCCGUCGUAAGGCCUCAAGCGUAUCGCCUUUUCAAAAAAAGGCAAAUCUUGAUUGCUGUUAUAUUUAUAUGGAUUUGGGGCUUCUUCUUAGAUGCACCCGCAUUUCUGACAACGGACGCAGAUGUUAAAAAUAAAAAGUGCAAAUUUGUAGGGUUGAGAAUUGGGGGAAAAGUUUUGCCAUUUCUCCAAAUUCUCCUUACAUGUCUUAUACCAUCUAUCGUCAUAACUUCGUUGUAUACGCAUAUUUUUCACAAAAUCAAUCGAAUGCCAUUAUUUUUGAGAGGAGCAGCUGGAACUGGAUUGAAGAAAAGGCUCACAGUGAUUUCUCUUGUAGCAUCAUUAUUCCUCAUCGUCGGUUGGCUUCCGACCCAAAUCAGUUACUCGCUGGACUUGAUUGGUUUGAUAAAUGAUUUGCAUCGGGAAUCGACAUUAUAUUGUAUUUUUAUCAUGAUGACUUUAGUCAAUUCUGUUGUAAAUCCAGUUUUGUAUGGGGUUUUUAGCUCAAGAUGUCGUGCAGAAUUUAUAGCAGUUUUUCGUUGGGUAAUUCGCUAUUCUGGACGAGGAAAUAUAAAGAAUGUAUCACCUGCGGAAUAA